Molecule: messenger RNA, 1479 nt
Organism: Talaromyces atroroseus
Lineage: Eukaryota; Fungi; Ascomycota; Eurotiomycetes; Eurotiales; Trichocomaceae
Exons: 4
Coding region: 1-1479 (492 amino acids)
Biological process (GO): transmembrane transport
Cellular component (GO): membrane
Molecular function (GO): transmembrane transporter activity
Source: RefSeq, a predicted model, not a curated record
AUGAAUCCCAAGCAUGAUGAUGCCCCAGAAGUGGACGAGGUGGACGAAGUAGCUCGCAUCGAGGACUUGCAAAAUGUCGAAUCAACCCGAAAAGAUGUCAUGAUCGACCAAGAUCAUAGCGAAUUGUAUUUGGAAGCGAUUAGAAGAUAUCCGGUAGAUGAGGCUAUCGAUAAAGAUGCAGAAAAACGGCUGAAACGUAAACUUGACAUGCGCAUUGUUCCUCUGCUCGGAAUUUGCUAUUUCUUCUAUGUAGGUCAACUGCAUUCUACUGUCCCACUGAUGCUGACUUAUGGCUAUAAAAGACUACCUCCAGCCUGGUACCUCAGCUUCAAUAUUUUUAUGUGGGGGGUGCUUCUCAUGUGUGAGGCCGCAUCCAAGAACUUUGCCACUCUCUCCGCUCUUCGAGCCCUUUCAGGCGCCUUUGAAGCCAUUGCAGACCCGGCGUUUAUGCUUAUUAUCUCGACCUACUACACUCGCGAAGAGCAGCCUUCACGCAUUUCAGCCUACUACCUCUGGAAUGGUAUCGGGGUUGCUGGUGGUGGGCUUAUUGGCUACGGAAUUGGCCACAUAAAGGGUGCUCUUGUCUCCUGGCGCUAUGAGUUUAUUAUAGUCGGUGCCGUUUGUGCAUUUUGGGGUAUUGUGUUGUCACUGCUUCUUCCAAACUCGCCGACCACCUUCUGGGGCUUUACUCAUGACGAGAAAUUGAUGAUUAUCGCUCGCAUGCGACGCAACCAGACCGGUGUUGAGCAGCGCAAAAUCAAAUGGGACCAAAUCAAAGAGGCAUACCUUGAUUACAAAACGUGGAUGUUUUUCCUGCUGGGCGUUGUUAGCAACAUCCCCAAUGGUGGGAUUUCCAACUUCUCGACCUUGGUUAUUCAAGGGCUCGGGUUUGAUACUCUAGAUACUGCGCUUCUCGGUAUACCGCAGGGCGCCACAGUGGUGAUUUGGAUCGUGCUUGGAGCAGUGGCUAACCACUACCUGCCACUUAAUAGUCGGACAUUAGUCUGUGCUCUCUUCAUGCUUCCAACUAUUGCUGGUAGCCUUGGCUUUCUCCUUGCACCUACUGACGCAUAUGUUGGCCGAUUGAUCUGCUUCUAUCUCACAGGAUCAUACCAGGCCUCAUUCGUGCUAAGCCUGUCCAUCAUCACAUCCAACGUCGGUGGACAAUCGAAAAAAAUGAUUGUCUCGGGCAUGAUAUGGUUUGGAGUGUGCGUUGGCAACAUCGCCGGUCCUUUCUUUUACAAGAGUGCCCAAGCACCCACCUACCGCUUGGGAAUCGGGUCUCUGCUGGUUUCGAAUUGCAUCGAGCUUCUGCUAUUCUUCGCCAUACGCUACAUGUUCAUGUGGGAAAAUCGACGCAAGGAGAAGGCAAGGGAGAUUCUGCGAGAGGAGGGUGCAGGUGAUGCAUUCACGCUUAAUGCAACGGCGUUUAAUGAUCUGACCGACAAGCAGAAUCCUAACUUUGUGUAUGUAUACUAA